This is a messenger RNA of Mizuhopecten yessoensis (Yesso scallop), 1484 nucleotides long. RefSeq lists its product as uncharacterized. Bases 366 to 1484 code for a protein of 372 amino acids. The record is from RefSeq and is a predicted model, not a curated record. NCBI's taxonomy places the organism in Eukaryota, Metazoa, Mollusca, Bivalvia, Pectinida, Pectinidae. The transcript has 3 exons.
ACAUGAUUAUUAACAUUUCAUUUUAUUCCCCUAUAUUGCAUCAACAAAAUUGUUAUAUUACUGAUCACAUUAUAAAUUAUGACCAAAAUAUCGGGGGAGGGGGGGUUGGUGGGUUUUUUUGCAUUCAAAGAAAACUUUUGAUUGUCAAAUUUUAUGUCGAGUUGUGAAAACUACCGUUAGCUGUCAAGAGAAUCAUGGUAGUUAAUUACAUAUGUCUGCAAUUUGUUUUUAUAUUUCCAUAGCUUUGCAAUGAGUUUGAAAUAUUUAUUUUCCAUAAUAUUUUUGUGUGUUCUUUUUAUGUACAGGAAAGCCAAUAUUUGAAAACAAAACAGUUUGAGGAGGUAAAAAAGAAAGUGUCUUUAGCCAUGCACAGAGGGUACUGUAAGCCUGUCCCAGAACCUGAAGCUGAGGCUAAGGUUCAAGAAGAGGAUGACGCAGAUGUUAAUGUUCUUGUUGACACUGGUGUCCAAUGUGAUGAAGACCCUCUUCUCUUGGAGAAUAGGCGACUCCAGGAGGAAGUAAGAUUACUAAAAGAGGAGGUACGCCAGCUCAAAUGGGGAGUAGGCAAAAAAAAGGACAAUGACACACGGACCCGAUUUUACACUGGUCUCCCAACAUUUGCCGUUUUCUUGUGGCUGUACAUUUACUUAUCAUCCAAAAGCUCCCGUUUGACAUAUUGGAGGGGAGAUGUCAACACUCCAACCAAGGACAGGAUGAGGGUAUCAGUCCCUAUGAUAACUACUAUUGAUCAACUGUUAGCUGUGCUGAUGAGGCUGAGACUAGGUCUUUCUGUUCAGGAUCUGGCUGACAGAUUUAACAUAUCUUCAGCAACAUUUUCUUCCUACUUUACUACAUGGAUAAGUUUGCUCCAUGCUGAACUGAAAUUUCUCAACCCCUUUCCAAGUCGAGAUAUUAUAAAACGUACAAUGCCAUCAUGUUUCAAAGAAAAAUAUCCUUCAACUAGAGUUAUUCUAGAUUGUACAGAAAUUUACAUUCAGAGAUCUUGUAGCUUAGUUAAUCAAAGUCUCACAUUCUCAAAUUACAAACACCACAACACCCUGAAGUUUCUUGUAGGUAUUAGUCCUUCUGGUGUCAUAACAUUUAUAUCAGAAGCCUGGGGAGGCAGAGUUUCAGACCGUAAAUUAACAGAGGACUCUGGUAUUCUGGAUCUUUUGGAGCCCUUCGACAGUGUUAUGGCAGACAAAGGAUUUACUAUAGGGGACCUGUUAGAAAAACGCCAGUGUUAUCUAAAUAUUCCACCAUUUCGAGGAAACUCUAACCAGUUUUCUACAACAGAGGUUUUUCAGACUCAGGAAAUAGCACAGCUUAGAAUACAUGUUGAAAGAAGUAUUGGCCGUGUCAAGAAUUUUCAUAUAUUGGAAGGAGUGCUACCCCUUUCUCUUGCCCCACUAGCUUCAAAAAUUGUUCAAGUCUGUUGCUGGCUUACAAACUUUGAUACCCCUCUUGUAGAAGAUAAAUGUUAA